Clarias gariepinus (North African catfish) is the source of this 5309-nucleotide messenger RNA. RefSeq names its product interferon regulatory factor 10 (gene irf10). Gene Ontology annotation, molecular function: DNA-binding transcription factor activity, RNA polymerase II-specific; protein binding; RNA polymerase II cis-regulatory region sequence-specific DNA binding. Gene Ontology annotation, cellular component: nucleus. The transcript has 9 exons. NCBI's taxonomy places the organism in Eukaryota, Metazoa, Chordata, Actinopteri, Siluriformes, Clariidae. Bases 101 to 1246 code for a protein of 381 amino acids. Gene Ontology annotation, biological process: immune system process; regulation of transcription by RNA polymerase II. The record is from RefSeq and is a predicted model, not a curated record.
AAAGUAUUUCCUGUCUUGCUUUCUCUUUCAUUUUGAGCUGCAGUUCAGCGCACACAUUUGAGUGCACAUGUGAACACACACUCUUCAUCUCAGAGCAACUAUGGAACAGAAAGAGAGCCCGAUGCGUCUGAGGGAAUGGCUGAUCGCACAGAUCGACAGUGGGAGAUAUGCUGGGCUGAGCUGGGAGAACGAGGAGAAAACUUUAUUUAAAAUCCCGUGGAAACAUGCAGCGAAGCAGGACUACAGACAGAACGAGGACGCUGCGCUCUUCAAGGCAUGGGCGGUGUAUAAAGGGAAAUACCGCGAGGGCCGUGACAGAGCCGACCCCUCGGCGUGGAAGACUCGGCUACGCUGCGCCCUCAACAAGAGCUCAGAGUUCCAGGAGGUUUCUGAACGCAGCCAACUGGACAUCUCGUCACCGUAUAAAGUGUACAGGAUAGUGGAGGAUACACACUCAGAACCUGUCGUCAGUUCAGUAAAGGGCAAAGCAUACAAUGAAUUUCAUGGCCAGGAUGCUGUACAUGACAACUCAAAUAACAGCAGAGUAUCAGACGGCGGCAAGUUGAAUUUCUACAGCAAUAACAACGUUGUCGGGUAUGACAGAUCUGCGAAUGUCACUCUGUUUCCCUCAUGGUGCCCCAUUUCAGACUUCCGUCUCCUUGUGUGUCUGUUCUAUCAUGGCCAGAUGGUUCAGGAAUUGAUCACCUCAUCUGCAGAGGGAUGUUUUAUCCUUCAGGGUACAGCUCCGGUGGGGAACGAGCGUAUUUACGGGCCGUGUGCAGCUCACACUCUGUCCUUUCCUCGUCUGGACACUCUGUCCCUCCCACCGGGCAUCGCCGAGGCCAUGAGUCGUCUUCUGCCUCACCUGGAGAAAGGGGUGUUGGUGUGGGUCGCCCCGGAUGGAGUCUUCAUCAAACGCUUCUGUCAGGGACGAGUGUACUGGGACGGGCCACUCGCCCAACACACGCAUAAACCCAACAAACUGGACAGAGAAAAGACAUGCAAACUGCUUGACAUCAGCGUCUUCCUGCAGGAGUUACAUCAGCACAUGCAGGCUGGGGGACCGAGGCCACGCUACGUCAUUGACCUGUGCUUUGGAGAGGAGUUUCCGGACAAUAAUCAACCCAAGAGCAAAAAACUCAUAACAGCACAGGUGGUUCCCCUGUUCGCUAAGGAGCUUCUUGAGGGUCCCCAAAAGCAUGAUGAUGAACUGAAACUCAGUCUGAAAUCGGAAGCACAGAACUGAAUCCACUCCUCCAUCCCUCCCUUCAGCCCUCCAUCCAUCACAUGUAGAUAUAAACACAACCAACACACUGCAGCACAAAAAGUUUUUUUUCUUUUAAAAUUUUGUUAAGUUUAAGAGUAAAUCUUUUGAAAGCUUAACCAAAUGACAUCACCAUGCAAAAUAGCCGCUAAUCUUGCUAGUCAUGUUAGCAUGUUGGAAUGCGUUACCUCGAGAUAAACGAUGCUACAUGCUGUGCUAAAUUUUGCCAUCAAAAUAUUAUGGAAGUUACUAGCAACACUGAGUUUAAUUAGGCACACAGUAGCUACCAGCAGUCAAGUUUCCUUAAGUACUGUAAAUAAAAAAUAAAACAAAACAAAAAACUUAUUAGCUAAAAAACAUGCUGCUUAAAAAAGAGGACUUCAGAACCUAAGCUAGCCUCUGGUGAUUGAGCUUAUAUAGCAUGUUGUUCUAUACUUGGUUAAAAGUUAUUAGAUUAAAAGACAAUAAAAUACCUUGAUAUUAUACAAUUUUUCACUUUUUUACACCCAGUGAAAACUAAAUGUGAUGUCAGGAAUUACCAUGUACAGUAUUUCGGGAGGAAAUAAAAAAAUAAAUAUAAAUGCUAGCUUUAUCUAAAAGUGAACACCAGGAAAUCAUGCUAAUUGUGAGUACUAGCUUUAAUUGAUCGUUAACUAUGUUAGCAUGUUUUUAACUCCAUAGAAUUAAUUAUGCUAAUUAAAGGAGUUUUUCGUAAAAAUGCUAGUGAGCUCUGGCUUCACCAUGGCAUACUUGGAUUUGUUACUCUGUAGGCUAACAAUAAAAUUUGAAUGAAAGUUAGCAGUUAUUUCUAACUAAGGACUAGUUUCUAUUUAUUGCUAGCCAUUUAUUGUUAGCAUGUUCAUUUUGUUUAAGGAUUUAUUGUUGUUUUUUUUCUAUUUUUUAUUUUGUUUAAAAAGUGCGUCAGAGCAAACUUUUUAUGAUUGUAAAUAUAAAAAAAAAUGAUAAAUAGUGAACAAGUCAAAAAUAAAAUAUGUUGAUGUUGAAAACUAUACAAAAGACAUUGUGUGGAUAAUAAAAUCUUAAGACUAUUUAUCUAUGUUAACUGGCUGGAAUUAACUUUACUCUUUUGCUUAAAAAGGUUUAUGAUGGAAACAAUUUGUGCUAGGCAAAUUGAAAGCUAAUUAUGACCGCUAGCGUACAAUUAGUUAAAUAGCAGCAUAGGUGAUAUAUAUAUAUAUAUAUAUAUAUAUAUAUAUAUAUAUAUAUAUACACAGUAUGCUAUUUAUCUUUAUUGUGUAUAUAUUACAAACAAUAUUAAAAAUAUAAAACAUAUUUAAAAGUAUAAUAAAGACUCAUAAUUUCUAUUAUCAUACCAAUUUCGACUAAUACUGUACUUCAUAGAAUAUCUUGAUUAUCUUAAUAAGCCACAAUUUUGGUCACAAUGUUGCUAAUGGCAGUGUUGUAUUAACGCAUUGGAGAGAACUUUCUUUUCAACAGAAACCUCUAAAAAGAAAAUACAUAGAACGUUCAAAUCAAACCGGGACUUUUAAUUGCACAGAAUAACAGAACACACUGGCCUGAAACCAGCAACUCCUUCAAAGGUCCAAAUGUGGAAAUGGCUUCGACUUGGACUGUAUGGAGUGGACUGCUUGGACUGUAUGGAGGAUGUAGCAAUAACUCCUGUAAUGUGCAAGUGGUGCUGGUAAAUGAUUGUUAUGCUUUGAUUUUCAAGGAUUAGUUUUUUUUCUCGCUUGCAGCGGACUCUGAGCCACAUCUGUAAAUGUUAAGCAGUUUUAUGCCUUCAUAACAUCAUCACAUUAAGUUCAUCACAAGUCACGGUUUAAUUUGAAUGCAACUUGUACUUUUUUUGGGAGGGAAUUUGGGGAAUUUUCAGUCCGCACUAACUUAGCUCUCUGAAAUAAUUCAUAUAUUCUUGAAUUAGUUAAAAUUUGAGUUCAUAAUCAACUACAGCUAGUAACCUGACUUAGUAAUUUUAUAGAAUACAAACAUAACCAGCUACCACAGCUAGAACUACUAGCUAAUGUAAGAUAAAACCUAUAGUCUCCAUUUUUCUCCAGUAAACAACAAGCACUUUGAUGUUGGAAUAAUGGGAUAGAACAGAAUAAUAUGUUUAUUUUUUAUAUAUUUCUUUUUGUCUUGAUGAGCUCUUAAACAUGAUGUGAAUGCAUCAUUUAACUGAACAAUUAUUCAUGAUAACAAUAUUUUUAAUAGUGUUUAGCCAUAUUAGCAUGUUACUCAUGCUAGAGUGCCAAAAGUGCCAGUCUUACCUCAUAUCUAUUCAGUUUGGCUUUUUAUUUGUUUUGUUUUACAGUUUAGAAUGUAAAAUUGAUCAAACAUGCAGCUUUUGGGAAAUGCAGCCUUGAUUAUUUUUGUUUGUUUGUUUGUUUGUUUGUUUGUUUUUAUUUAUAAUUUUGUGCAAACUAAGAACUGUGAAGAAUCUUCGGCUAACAUGGCAACCUGAUCUUAUUUUUCUAAAUGCCAGUGUAAUCUUCUGUAUUUAUUCAAUUAAUACUUAGUCAUUUGUGUUAUAUCAAUAAUCUGGGUAAUCAGGUUUAUCAAAUAAUAAAAUCUGACUCUGUGUAAAUCUAUAAAGCAUUCUUUUAUUUUCUAGCGAACACUGUUUUACAGUCUCACAAGUUUCAAAAAUAUACAAUUUUAUAGCUACACAUUUAUAAAGAAAGAAAAUAACAAUCCUCUCUUUUUUAGGAAAAAAAAAAUAAUAACACCACAAAAAAAGAAAUAAAUUCUUUAAAAAUAAAAUAAAAUAAAUCAGAAAAAGUGUGCUUCAUCAAGAAUGAAUACCCGUAUCUGAGUUCAAAAUACUUUCCAUUUAUAUUUGUUUAUUUAUUAAUUAAUUUUAUUCAUUUAUUAAACAUUUUUCUCCUGUUUUCAUCUUGUACACAAAAAUAAAAAGGGUGGAAAAAUAUGGAGGGGAAAAAAUAAUCAUAUAAAAGAAAGCACAUUGCAAGGUCAAGUGCACUCACAAAGCAUCACCUUCCAAUGUGUUAUUAGCACCUUUAAUCCCCUUCCUUAUGAAAAAACACCAACGAAUGUCCCUUUAUCGACAGGGAUCUUCUUUUUUUUCUAUCCUUCUUUAGUGUCUUUCCCAUUUUUACCCACACAUUGGAGCGUAAUGCUGAGGUGAAUUUGCAUUUGGACCUCAUAUAUAUUCUGAAGCUAAAAUCUGUAUACAUUCACCUCGAGAGCCAAAGCUCAGUUAAGAAGCAUGAAAUAAAUCUGCAUUGCAAAAAAAAAAAAAAAAAGUAACCAUAAUGUUCAUCAUCAUAUUUGUUGUGUUGUUUUUUCUUUUUAGCAUAUUCAUAUGUAACACCUGUAUAAUAUAUAACUAUUCAUAUAAUUAUAUAUGUAUUUUCAUCUCCAUUAAAUAUUAUUUCCUUUAUAAUACUGACUGAAAAGAGAUACCCUGCAGAAAAAGUACACCAAAAACAGACGUGGCGUCAACGACAGGCAAGUUUGAUUGUCUCCAAAGACAUAAAGUCUGACUGUGCAUCACUAGCAUUGCAGUUCUUUUUUCUUCUGUUCUUCCAUCCAAACCCGUUUUAACCAAAAAACACAAAAACACAUAUGGCUCUUCCAGAGUAACCAUGAGGUCAUGAAUAAUCAGUUUGAGUUAAAGUUCUCACAUGACUGACUCAUGUGACCUCUCUGUGCAAAUGUCUCAGUGUGUGACCAAGAAGUGUUCGCAUUUCAUCACAUAUUAACCACAAUCAUUUUUUUAUUUUUUUUAAAUCAAUAAACUUUUUACUUAUAUGAUAUGAACCUAUUUGAAAACAUUUUGUUUCCGUCCAAUUUCUGUUAAUUUUUGGCAAAAAAGAGUGAAAGUGAUAAUUUUCUUUUUUCGUAAUUUCUUGACUUUUAUAACUAUUUUUAUUCACACCUUCCUUAAAACGGUAAUUAAUUUAACUUAAAAACACUUUUUCCUUAGCUAAUUCUUGUGAUUUUCAUAUUUCAUUUUUUAAAGCCACUAAUAUUACAAUACAUUGCGCAAUCAUCUAAAACAUAAAGAAUGCAGUGUAAAAUUUCACACAGAUUUAAACUUUUU